ACUCCUCCCCCCUUUGCAGUCUAUUUCUGCUGUCCAUUGAGAGUAAAAGCUGGGCCAUCCCCCCAGCGCGCGCCUGUGCCGUGGAGCUCCCCCUUGCUGCGUGCAUCGUGAUCUCGUGGAUGCAGAGUCUUGCAGGGAGAACGCAGGGUCACCUUCUGUUGUACUGCAAGGGGGAAAAUACGGUCCGGUUCGCAGCAGACAGUACUGGGCAGGACCAGAAGCAGCAUCUCUGGUGAUCUCCUGCAGGGGACCGGCAGCUCUCUUUAAAGUUUAUGGAAACCUGACCUCCCAUUGGCGGAGAAGUGCAUGAGGAACCCAGCUCUCCUGCUGAGGACAGGUUUAGUCAUUAGAGCGCUUUGCCACAUCCAGGAAAAUGUCUGGCUCCUACGAUGAAUCUGCAGGUGCUGACGACACCAUGGACAGCUUCUGGGAGGUGGGGAACUACAAACGUGCUGUCAAAAGAUUUGAUGAUGGCCAUCGGCUCUGCAAUGAUCUUAUGGGUUGCCUGCAAGAACGUGCCAAGAUAGAAAAAGCUUAUGGUGAUCAGCUAAAUGCCUGGUCCAAGCGAUGGAGACAGUUAAUUGAAAAAGGUCCACAGUACGGCUCCGUGGAGAGAGCCUGGCUUGCGGUUAUGACAGAGGCAGACAAAGUGAGUGAACUGCACCAAGACGUGAAAAACAACCUGCUGAACGAAGACGUUGAGAAAGUGAAGAACUGGCAGAAGGAGGCAUAUCAUAAGCAAAUGAUUGGAGGCUUCAAGGAGGCCAAGGAGGCAGAGGAAGGCUUUAAAAAGGCUCAGAAACCAUGGGCCAAAAAGCUCAAAGAGAUGGAGGCAGCUAAGAAAACGUACCAUAUGGCCUGCAAGGAGGAGAGGCUGGCUGCAGCCCGAGAGGCCAAUGGCAAGACGGAGGCUUCUGUCACACCAGACCAGCAGAAGAAACUUCACGAGAAAGUGGAUAAAUGCAAACAGGACAUGCAAAAAGCUAAGGAGAAGUAUGAGAAGUCUUUGGAGGAGCUAAGCAAGUGCACUCCUCAGUACAUGGAGUGCAUGGAGCAGGUGUUUGACCAGUGCCAGCAGCAUGAAGUCAAGAGGCUAACUUUCCUCAAGGAGGCCUUGUUGGACAUAAAACGCCAUCUUAACCUCACUGAGAACCAAAGCUAUGUCACAAUAUACAGAGAACUGGAGCGCAUGAUUCAGGCCAUAAGCACACAAGAAGACCUGAGGUGGUUCAGCAAUAAUCAUGGCCCAGGGAUGCCCAUGAACUGGCCAGCGUUCGAGGAGUACAACCCAGACCAAGCAGCUGCUCCUCCAAAGAAGAAGAAACCAGAUGGAGCCCCACCCACUCCAAGCACUGACCAUGUGGCUCCCCCUAGUGACCGUAGCAGCGUGAGCAGCUAUGACAAGAACCAAGCUUAUUCGACCGAGUGGUCCGACGACGAGCAGCCCACUGCGUACUCCGGCAACGAAAACGGUGGAAACAGGAAUUCGUUUGAAGACGAUUCCAGCACUGGGAAAGGCGUCCGUGUCCGCGCCCUCUAUGACUAUGACGGCCAGGAGCAGGACGAGCUCACCUUCAAAGCAGGUGACGAAUUCACCAAGACAGAGGACGAAGACGAGCAAGGCUGGUGUAGAGGUCGUUUGGACAGCGGCCAGGAGGGACUGUACCCGGCCAAUUACGUGGAGCCAAUCUAGUCACAUGAGCGGACAGAGACAUGCCGCUGGAGGCAGCUUGAACCGUCCCGUCCAACUGCACCGCACAUAGCCAGAGACUUAAGAGCAACACAUCCUUUGCCCAACAGAUGCGCCAAGCUGUCUUGCCUAACUAAAACUUAGUAACCUAAAAUGACACUAUAUCAGUGUAGUAUAUUUUAUCCAGCGUUUGGGGUGGGCGAAGUUACACAUUCAAAAAAAAAAAAAAAAAAAAGCAGCAGUUGUGCUAUUGUAGACACACUCAACUAAAACAUGAAGACAGUGCAGGAACACAUUGCUUCUCUGUGUGGCUGUGUUUAAUAUUAAACAAUGCAGCUUAUUAUUAACUCACAGUGUACCGCGGUGUGUUUUCCUGAAGGGCAGAUAUUAUGUUUUACUCAUUUAACAAAGACGAGCUUCUCUAACCUGCAUUGUGUACAUACGGUGUGAUGCCAUUUUGUGUAGCAUUUUUAAUGCCGUGUAUGUCAUUCUUACAACAGGAAUGCUGUGUAGUGUUAACAGUACCACAGACAGUAUCCUUUUUGUUUCCUUUUUUCCUUUCGAAUCCCGUCCGGCCUCCGUUCCAGUGUGUGCAGUGCUAUGUGUCUCAAACUGUUUCUGAACAUUGCAUAGCAGCAUGUGCUAUGCAACGAGUUACAUACCCCCUUCUUCCCCACCCCCCAAGUCCCUGCAGCCUCGCUACGGCUACAUUCUGAUGCAACACUUCGACUACAAAAUGCAGCAUUACAUGCUUCUGGACAUGCAUGUGCUCCCGGGUUCACAAGAGAAGGCUUCUCGAUGAACUGACCUCACAUUCGCUUUGUUUUUGACCUUUUUCGUUUUUGUCCCGUAAAUCCUUUGACCACGCCAUCCUAAUGCAAAGCCAUGGAAAGGAUUUACGGUUUUGUUUUUGGUUUUUUUGUUGUUGUUUUUUUUUUUUUUUGCAGAAGCUUCCAUCCGCGCUUCAGCAAAUCAGGGUUCACUUUAAUCAAACUGUGCUAACGAGACAUACGAGCAUUACUUCAGAGCGGAGUUGGAUCGACUCAUCUCGAGCUUGAGACUGCGUUAUAGGAAAGAUGUCUUGAACAAUACAUGUGCCUGGGACUCUUUUUCCAGAGCAAGGGGCGUGUGGAUGCAUGUCAGUGGAUAUCUGUGCAACAGUGGUUCGUCUAAAGAUUGACCCCUUUCCAGCAGGACAUGAAUGUACUUGUGAUUGGGCUUUAAAGAGGGUAAGAUGUCUAAAUAUUUUCACUGGCAUAAAGCAGUAGUUAUGUGGCCCUUCCCCCAACUGAGCCAAAGAAUGAUCCAUCACUUAUCACUCCACACACUAAUUACACAUAUCUCAUGAAAUGGAUUCACUAAAUUAGUUUUUUUUUUUUUUGCUUCCCUGCCCAACCGGAUUCCCCUUUGUCUGCAAAAUCUGCUCAGUGAGCCAGUAACAUGUCAUGCAAAGAUAACCUCUGACUCAGUGGAGUACAUGGUUGCUUUUAAUCUUCAUUUUACUUUCAAGGAAUUACAGUGCCUAGUUAAAGUAUUCAUACCACUUGAACUUUUGUCCAUGUUUUGUGACCAGAUGCUUCAACAUAUUUUGUGAAGUAAAAACCAACACCAAGGAGUUCAGAAGAAGAAAAAAGGCAAUUUGGGGGUGGAGGGGGGAAAUGACAAAUGAGAAUCGAUGUAUGCAUGUACAUGUUGUGUGAACAUUGUAUUCUCCCCCCAGAGACAUAAUUUAAAGCACCAAUUUUGCAGCUACAGCUACGUGUUUUUGGGAGCAUUUCUCUUGUUGUGACAUUUGCAGUUUGUUGCCUAUUCCUCUUUGCAAAGUAGCUAGAAAUAGCAAUAUUUAAACCUUGCACACAGAUUCUCAACUGAAUUUAGUUCUGAAAUCUGAUUAUGCCAUUCUAACAUUUCAAUAUCCACAUAUGUGGCUGUAUAUAUAUAUAUAUAUAUAUAUAUAGUGCUAUCCUACUGGAAGGUGAACUACCACCCUACUUUUAAGUCUUCUGCAGCCUCUGAAGGGUUUUCCGUCCAGUUUUCUCUUGUAUUUUCUCUCAGUUCACUCCUGCUUCUUUGCUCUUGCUGAAGAAAAUCAGGAGUAGCAUAUAGAUGUGGAAAGUCCUGAAGUUCAAUUCUGGUCUCAUCUGACCAAAGCAGGGACUGAGUACUGAUGUGUUACAUUGUUUGUGGUCGAACAUGUUCAAGGGGUAUGAAUACUUAUGCAAGGAACAGCAUUUUAUCAUAUUUUCUAUAAUUACUUUUAUUACUAUGAUUACAUCAUAUUUAUCAAAUGCUGAUUAGUAGGUUGUGUACUUCCGGGUUGCACCUACAGCUCAGUUUAGAUGAAGUGUUUUUGAGACCAUAGUGAUAAAAAUAAAAAAUGACUGGACUUGUUCAGCUCUGGAUUUGGGGAAAGGUCUCACGCACGAGGACAAAACACAUCACCAGCUCACAAGGUGCGUAUUAGAGUGCAAGCGUGUCCAGCAGGGUUAAAAAAAAAAAAAAAGACUCCUGUUGCUAAACUCUCCCACUUUCUCAAUGCUCACACGCAAUACACAAACAUGCAACAACACAGGUGGUAGACUGAUGAUAUACACAUUAUCUGCAAGUUCAGACUCCUUAUCUAUAAUACCAGGUGAAUACUUUGGGGUAAAACAUCCGUAUCAUCCAGUGUGUAUGAGUCGUGUAAAUGUUAUACAAAGUUGUAACAAAACAAGCAAAAAAAAAAAAAGUAAAAAAAAAAAGAAAAAAAAAUGCAAGUGAUUGACUAUUAAGAAUAAAAAAUGUAGUGUUAUACAUGUAAAUGUGUUUCAUUAAAUGACAGCAAUGGAAAAACGUGUUAAGUAAUAGGUACCAUAUCGUAUGAAUUUUAUUGCAAUGAAACUGUCAGUGUAUCAUAAAAGCGUGAUGUUAUCCCACGCUGUCAAGAUUUGUACAUGAUGAUGUAAUUUAAAGAUUAUAUUCUAUUGUAACUGUACAACUGUGUUGAGUUGAAAAUGAGACCUAACUAUGUUGAGACAGUAAAAAAGGUGUACUUGUAAAUGCUUUUUUUUUUUUUAUGUUGAUCUUUUUUCCUUAUGCACACAGGGGGCUGCAGCUCACAAUGUGAAAAACCCCAUAUUAGCAGUAUAGAAGAUGUAUGUUCAUAGUUAGUGAUGUACUUUUAUCUCCUAACUGGUGUAGUGCCUGUUCAUCUUGAUGUAACAAGAAGUUCAUUUAAAUAUGCAUAAAAGUGAUUAUGAUCACAGAUAAUAAUGACUAUAGUGGUAAAAAGAAGAAGAAAGAAGUCCAAUCAAAUUUGCUGUGAUGGUGUCAAUAUUGAGAUAUUGAUUUGGGAGGGAAAGAAGUUUGUUGAAAAAAACCCCAAAACGUUC
Molecule: messenger RNA, 5061 nt
Organism: Poecilia latipinna (sailfin molly)
Lineage: Eukaryota; Metazoa; Chordata; Actinopteri; Cyprinodontiformes; Poeciliidae
Gene: pacsin1a
Product: protein kinase C and casein kinase substrate in neurons 1a
Exons: 11
Coding region: 374-1693 (439 amino acids)
Biological process (GO): regulation of endocytosis; neuron projection morphogenesis; plasma membrane tubulation
Cellular component (GO): plasma membrane; endosome; cytoplasm
Molecular function (GO): protein binding; phospholipid binding
Source: RefSeq, a predicted model, not a curated record